UGACGCGAGUGUCAUUGUCAAAUUGCAAUCUUCUCUGAAAUUCUGAUGGCGGAUCGCGGAUGAAUGACGACGAACAACAUUGGAUUUUUUCUUUUCCGCGUGAAAAAUGGCAAGCGACCAAUUCAUUUUGAAGGAAGAUGGUUUUCUAAAUAUCGGCACACAAUCGAGCACGAUCACGUACCAUUCGAGUCUCAAUGUGAUUCUAGUGUUUAACCGUGAAAAUGAAGUGAAGGUGCUCGACGUUCAUUCGACUGUGAUUCUAAAGUCGUGCAAAUUAUCAGAGGGCAAGCAUAGAGUUCGCGGGCGAUAUUUGCCGUUACAGGAGAAAAUUCUGUUCUGGGACAACAGAAAUCUGGGAUUGCGGGGUGACUACAAUGGCGUACUAUUGUUGGAUACAAUACUGCAGACACCCGUUCCACAGAACGAUGACAUCGUCCGGUUGGAGAUGCUUCUGUCGGAGGCGAUAUUGUUCCAGCAGAGCCUGCAAAGUUUAGAGGAUCAUGGAGUGGAGUGUCCGUCGGAUGUGAGCAAUGAACUGUUGGAAAAGAUUAAGGAGGCGCACAGCAAUGUGAAGAAGAGCAUCAAGGCCCAGAGGUGGAACACCGUCUGCAUUGAAUUGCCAUAUUCCAGCUUAAAACUUGUGGCAAACAAUGUAGUUUUCAAUUUAAAACAACUCGAACGACAUAUUCCCGCCUUAGCAAUAGCUUCAGCGAUAAACGAACGUCUCACCGAUCUUCUAGUUGGGUCCCGCGUUGUCGACACCGUGAAUUCAUCAUCAUUUGAACGUUGUCUAAUGUAUUCCGAACAUGCCCGCCGACAAACCUUUGAAAAAUGGCCACAUAUGGAUUACAAAUGGGCUUUGCCCGAUCAAAUGGCACAGGCCGGUUUCUAUCAUCAACCGAGCGCGACUGGAGAAGAUCGUGCAAUGUGCUUUACGUGCAAUGUAUGUUUAGUUUGUUGGGAGAAGACUGAUGAACCUUGGAGUGAGCAUGAACGACACUCACCUAAUUGUCCAUUUGUGAAAGGAGAAUAUACACAGAACGUGCCGCUCUCUGUUACAUAUGCCACAAGUCCUGCUAUCCAGACAGAUGGGUUCAGUGUGAUAUCAAAUACCGAUCAUUGUCACAUUAUGUGCACGAGUGAUGGGUCGGACGAGGUGACAAUUUGGAGCGUGGAGCGGCAAUUGCGAAAGAUGCACACAUUUCAAAUACAGGAUUUUCUAAAAGAUUUUCUGGAUGGUGACGAUCAAAUCAGUUCCACACGAACGACAGCCAUGAGUGUUUUGCCAAUGUAUGCCAACGCUGAAUCAUCACAAAAUGCAUUUGUUAACAAGACAUCUUCGAUAAGUCCCAAAGCCAAUAUUUUAGGUUCAAAAUUUGUAGUAGGAGUGACUGUGAAUAAAUCGUCUGACGUAUCGCAACUCUAUUUGUGUGCGUUUGUUCUAGAAGACGCAGUCAACCUGAAGGAAAAAGGUUUCCCAUCAGAAGACACAAUCAAGACAGAUUUCAGCGAUAAGAUUGAGUUUGAGAAGGACUCUGCACUGGCUAAACUAGUGUCUGAGGAAAAUUUUGAUUCGAGUCUCUUGAAACUGAAACUAGGACAAGUGUGUCCGUGGAAAGUAAGUGAAGAUGAGAAGUCUUUUUAUCUGGAUUUUGAUGACAAUAGCACACAAGUCGGGAUUGCAUGCAAGAUCAUUGAAGAUACCGAAAAAGCACUGAAGGAGCAAGAUACUACGAAAGUAGAGAAUCUCGAUUCUUCAAAGAUGCAAAAAAUAGUAACUGGAACGAAGCCAGAUGAGAUUAGCUGUAGAUUGAUAAGUUGUGUUGCCGUUAUUCCUCCCACUCAGGAAGUAUUCACGAUUAAUGAUAUUUUGUCGGUGAACGACGGGAAGCAUGUAUUAGUUAAACUUUUGCGAUCAGAAUCUUUCGUAAUUGAAGACAUUGAGGAUGAAACUUUGAAAAUGGAAGUUGAUGAGGAUGCAACCACUACUCCAAUGAGCUUUGUGGUGAAUUCUCAACUUCAAGUCUUCGAAAUCAAUGAAUACGGCCUGAUUGAGGAUCAUCCCCUAACUGCUCGUGAGUUUGAUAACGACAAAACAGCUCGAGAAAUCUGCACUAUACCCAAAUUGGACAACAACUGCAUUCAAACGGCCAAUUCGGAGGACGCAAACUCAGUUGUUUGUUUAGUUUGCAUGGAUGGUACACUGGAGCUUUUGCAAUUGAAUUCGCUGAGUACGAUUGCGAAUGUUUGUUUGAAGAGUGAGAAAAUUGUUUCGGCGACAUAUUGCAAAAGUUUGGAGAGACUUUGUGGUUGCACAGAAAAUGGAUCAUUGAUUUUCUAUGCUUUGCGUGAUACUGAUCCUGAUUCUACCGAUGAAAUGAUGGAUGACGACAAUGUCCUUUUGAUCACGUCGGAUACAUCGUUAACAGGCUGUGAACAAGAUGUUUCGGAAAUUGACGGUGGAGCAUCGGCCAGUCCUAAGAACAUUUGCAUGAAAAAACAAGCGGAAUUGCUUCAGGCAAAUCUGACAUCGUCAAAUUUAGUAGGUCCUGCCGGGGAUAGUGCACAUUCUUCGCCGACUCCGAAUUUAUUAGCGUACAAAAACGAGUUUACAAUUUCGGACUUGCAAUCACUCUAUUCGCUUACGUUAUUCGAUGAAAUGCUAACACCGUUUGUUGCCGAAGUGCCUGGAUGUUGGAAUGAAUUGGUUCAGGCGCAGAAGCAGCGACGUCAUCCACAGCAUUUGAGACCGGGCGAUGACACUCAUUUAACGAAGACGUGGCGUUUACAUAAUGAUGCGACGACUUGGGACGAACAUACCAUCGAAUUAACACUGGUAAAGCCAUCUUCAUUAGGGCAUAUUGACUUGAAGUUUUCGCUGUAUCAACAAUGCCCGAAUCCGCCUGCAAUACAAGUGACGCUUCUCAAACAGAAUACUAGUGGCUUUGGAUAUCGAAUGAAAUCGCAUCAUACAAUAAAUGUGACAAACGACUCUUCGGUUGACGACAACAUUGAAUUCAAUUUGAUUGAUAACGAAGGCUCUAAUGAAAAUCCAGUCUUGACGGAGGACUAUUUACAAGCGCACAAUGCUGAAAUAUUAGCUGGACCGAUUGAAUUGUCCUCCUGCAUGGAUUUGUGCGACCAAGGCGGUCUGGUCACUUUAACUAGCCCAAAAUUGUUUAAGACUAGGGCUCGCAACUUUUUGUUGCACAUAAAAACUAUGGUAGAUCCAUCUAAAGACGGUCAGGGCAAGACGAGAGUUCCCGUUAGAAAAAAAGGUGUCAUGCGCUUCCUGUUUUCAUCAUUUGCAAACAAUUCAUCACAAAAUUCGACUAACGCCACAUACUCUCAAAAUUCUUCUUCGAAUAAACAAUCGCGAAAUGAUUACUAUAUAGGAUGUGAUUGGCUACACGAAAUUUCCAUCACUGUUCGUAGCACAAAAACUGAUAAUAAAAUCAUAAAUGAUCGUAUGCAACGGUUUGCAAUGCUCGAAUCGAAUGGAUUUCUUGAGAAUUUGCUUAAACUUGCCUGUGAUACUUCAAAAUUACAACAAAACAUUUCAAUUGAUAUCCUCAUAUGGAUCUGUUCCAUACGAUUGACGCGAUUCCGAUCGCCCAAAAUGAUGGAUCGGGGCGGUGGUGGAGGAGGGAGCGGAAGUAGUAAAUAUAAAGGAAAUGAAACACCACAGAAAUCAUCAGCGGGAAGUUCCGGAUGUUUUAGUGAAAAUUCAAAUAUGGAUAUGGCGACUCAACAGAAGGAAUGUGUUGCGAUUGUGGAGCAGUAUUUGAAGAAGUUAAUAAUGUCGUGCAUUAUUAACGGAGAUCGUACAUUGGCUCACAAAGCUGUGAAAUUCAUUCUAAUUGUUUCGGAAGGAGUUCGAAAUUUACCAAACGAUGUUCAUCAGAAGUACAGCUUUGACGCGUCGCUUCGAAUUGCCAUUGUCUCAUCUUUACCGUUCAUUAUUACAUCAAAAUAUUCAAGUGCUGUCCGUUGGUUCACCUUUCUUAUAUCAGCUACGUCCAGCCCCGAAUCUCAUGUCGCCAUAUCAGAAUGUUGUGUAAAAUUGUUAAUGAAUAUAACUGGAGAAAUCAACAAACGAUGGAACUUGUUCGACUCAUUACUGGGAUCAAGGUAUGGUCUUAAUGGAUUUCCUUUCGAACCGGACAUAUUCGACAUGGAGCUGCCACCCCUGACACGCAGUAAUUCAACACCCAACACCCUCGCAAACAUUAUAAAAUCAAAUCCUGGGCUCUGGCCACCAUGUGGUUUAGAAAUUAAAAAACUAAGCUCGAUUGACGGUAUCGAGUUACGAUCAUUUCCACAUCUUAUUAAACGCAAAGGAAUUAGCAAUCAGGUACGAGGACUACUGGAAGUCGAACCUUUGCAUUUUACUUGCUUAGCAGCGUCCGAGGCAACGCGAAUUGAAAAUAUGGAUGCGUUAACAUCAAGCACUGCGUCGAACAUAACAAUGGAAGAGAUUGUCACAUCGACACCGCUUUACAAUAAUGUUGAAGGAUUUUUCGAUGCAAAGAAGGACGCAGACAAGGAUAAUAUGAAUGAUGAUAUUAUGAAUAACGUGAAAAACAUUUUGGUUGAUAAGUUUGUCAAUUCAGCACUGAAAAAAUACAAAAUGAAAGACGAAUUGGUUACGAUUAAACCUAAUGGAGUUGUCGAAUCAAGCGAGUCAUUUCCAAUGGCAACAGACAAAACGCAUAAAAUCAAACCUAAAACUUCAGCUCAAUAUCAAGAGGAUGAUUACAAUCCCUCCGAUGAGCUCAGUGCAGAGAACAAGCUCGCAAAUCGUAUAAAGAAAUACAUGACAGAGGGUGGAAAUUGCGAAGAUUACAACAGUAUAUUCUCUUGGCAUAAAUUGCUGUCUGUGCCGCCCAAGCAGAUGGUGGUUGUGGAUCGUAUUCAUUCGGGCGCUCGUCGAUACGUUGUUAUUGAUUUCGGUUCACCUGUAUUACUUACUGACAUGGUUAUUCCAGCCUGUGACGAGCUUGCAUCUCUAUUCAUCGAUAUCUGGUGCUUAAAUGAAGACACUGACAGCACCAGACUAGUGGCCACACAGGAUAUUGGAGUGAAGACCCUUGUUUUGAGUGAUCUACAACCUCCACCGAUUUGUCGUUAUAUGAAAAUUACAAUUAUUGGUCGUUAUGGAAUGUCAGCGACACGAUGUAAGAUUCCGAUUGGCUAUUUUUAUGGACACGUGGUUAUUCUGGAGAAUGAUGCCUACUCAGAUCCUUGUAAGUCAUCAUUUUUUCAUGAAAUAAUUUGUAAAUACAACACUUUCCUGUUUUCAGUAUUGAAUUAUGUGAAAGCGAAUCCUGCUAACAUUAGUGGCCAAAUAAAAGCGUUAAAAUCGCUUUACGACGAUGUUCAUUGUCGCUAUAGUCUUUCGAGUAGUAAGUUGAUUGAGCUACUCACGCCAAUACUGAAUAGCGAGUUGUGCAACAUCGCACAUAUGCAUGCAUACAUCAAUAAAUUAAAGGAUGACGAUAAUCAAAUCGAUAACGCUAAGAUUGUGAGCAUGUAUGAUGAAUGCAUAAACUUGCAACAUCAGCUCAACAUCAUUCGCAACGUGAUCGAUCGUCUUGACUCCUCUUUGGAUCCGAACAAGGCUCCUACUCACAGCCAAACACUCGCUUCGGCGUCUAGGGACAAGUUGCGAACAUUGAGUGAAAGUCUAGUAGAAAUCUUAUUACAUUUCACCAUUGAAUAUGGUGCCAAGAAUGUUCUUUCACUGCAUUCUUUCUUUAACAUCGAUGUUGCCAAUACGCUGUUCAAUACGUUAGUGGUUUCAGGAGAUGCCCAUAUACAAUUAGCUACUUGUUCGCUCCUAGUGCGAAUGUGCUGUUUUCAAAGUUGGUGGGGCGAUUUCCUUGCAAAUAUUUUCUGCACUCUUUACUCAUCACAAAAUACGCGGCUGUUUCCGCAAGACAGGGUUUUCUUCCUCCUUUCUUAUCUCGGACGUAAGAGUAUAAUGAUGGGGGCAUGUAGGUCAAUUGUAAUUGAUGCGAUUCUCAAGACUUUAGCAAAACUACUAGCCCCAAUUUCACCGCGAUACAAUAGAAACGAGAAUUUACGGGACGGUGAAAGCAGUCAAUCGACGAGCAGCUCAUUGUGGUCUAAGUCCGAUUUACAGUUGAUUACUUGGCUUUUACUAUUUUUAUCCGUUUGUUUGGACGGCAGCACUGAGAAAAAGGAUAAAUCUUCAAAUCGAUGGGAGUUCAUGUCGUGCGAAGCGGAUAUUUCAAAGUCACGACCGCAAUCAUCAUCGAGCUCGGGAAAAACAUUACCAAGAUGCUUCAAGAAGCGAAUUAUACAACAGAAUAAAUAUAACGGGAUCUCUUCAUAUUCAGAUUGGAGUAAGAAAAUGUCGAUAUUUCAGAGUGAGUUUCCUGAAGUGUUCAUGGAAUUGAUCGGUAAAUCAAAACCAAAGAUAAAUAAACACAACGCAGCCCCAAAGCCACCAAAAGACCCUCCUGCAGAGCCGGAAAAUUCAUUUGAUCAAGGAUUAAAAUCUACAAAAAUUGCCAAUUUGUUGAUUGUUAUUCGCGGACUGAUUGGAUUGAUUCUAGAAAUGGACUUUACUUGCAACAUGGACCUGUUUUUGUUAACUUGCAAGGUGAUUGCAAGAUUAGUUUCAGCUUGUAAACCGUCCAUUCAAUUGUCAAAAGUUAUAACAUCAAAUCAACUGGAACAACUGAUAAGACUGGCUGUUUGGAAUGAUCAGCAACAACCGUGGGCUGUGCAUACGAUUACAUGUUUGCUCCAAGAUCUUUUGGAUGCUGAUAAAAACUUCAAGGAAACAUUCGACGAUGACAAUGAAAACAACGAUGGAAACCUAAUGGAGGGGGUGGUAGAGAUCGAUGACUCCGCAAUCGAUAUAUCAGAAUCACAGCAAAGUCUACUACAAAACUCGCAAGUCGUGAAAGAUAUUAGCUAUGCUGACACUGUAAAAUACGGUCAGUUGCCAUCACUGAUUGAGUGUGAAGAUGCGGAGCUCGAUGAAUUUUUGCAUGAUUUCGACAUAGUCGACCGAGGAAGAAAUCUGAUAAAGAAAGACAAUCUAUCACAAAGUAAGAACAGUUUCAAUUUCUUCUGCAAAUCAGUCUCGAGUGCGCUGGAUUCCCGUUUGGAUUAUGGACUGGAUACGAAUGUUGAGAUUCUGAUUCGUCGAUUGACCAUGACCCCGUCACUAGAUUUGUAUGAUUCGUUGCCGCAGAUUUCAACGAAUGAAAUGGAUUUUUCAUCGUCCGAGCUGUUAGCUUGGCCAGAAAACAUUACACUAGCUUGGUCGGGAACAGAAUACAAUAGUGGCCAACAAGCUUGUGAAGUGUUUAAAAAUGUUUUUGAUAACAUCUUUGCUGAUUUACAUUUGCAAGAUACUUGGGUCCAUUUGGAGCAACUUCUACAAAUGUGGUUGACUUUGAAUAGUGAGUUGUCAGAAAGACCGGGUGUACGAAAGAUCGCGUUUGGAACCAAUGCAGUGCAAGGUUUGCUUUCGGCGUUAGCUUGGCAUUCAGAUAUUAAGCUGCGAACAUGGGGUCUAGGAUUCCAUUGCCUGACAUUGGCGUGCCACUUGAAACCUGAUUGUGAGGGUGACAAUAACAGCUACGUUAACCGAAAAAUCGAUGUGGCUAUUAUAAAAGACGAAAACUUUGAAAAGAUGCUGCUUCGAUUCUUCUCCGGAUAUGGAAUGAGUUCAUCCACGACAACUAAUCGAUGCGCGGGUCCAACAAUUUGUAAGUAUCUACACGAACUUUUGGGCGUACUUUCAAUCAACGCUACUUUCGCGGACCCCACGUCAAAUGUUAAGCGAAAACUCAAAGACACACUUCUGAAUGUUGUUCUACAAUUGGUUCAACCGGGAGGUGCAAUAUCAAAUCAACAGGGACCAAUCGAUGCUCAAAGUCAAUUAGUACGUGAUCUCAUGUCAAUACAUUAUGAUAAAGCUGAUUUGAAUGUUGCAAUGAGUAUAAUAGAAAGUGUUUCAUUUUUGGUUUACAAUAGUAUUUCGAAUUCUGAGAAAAUUUUGUGUCAGCGUUCAGGUGAUUCAGGCAACACAAAUAAUACUUUCGGAAGUCUUUUUGCCACGGUCUUGGGAUCAGAUAACUCAAAACAAAAUACUACUGUAUCGGAUAGCUCAUUAAUUGUGAGUUUAUUGAAGCUAUCAGCUUCGUUGGUGCAAACAGAAAUUGACAAGAGAUCAGAUGGUGGAAAUAGGUCGGAAUUAAGUACAGAAAGUCAGACAGAUGAGAUCAAAGCGGAACAACAAAAUAGCAUUGAGAUUAAAACCAAAGUGCCUUGUGUAGCGGAUACAGUGCUCCGACACUUUCCAACAAUGAAAAGGCUACUAGGGUCUUUAUCACAUUGCAACAGUUCAUCAUUCUCGCUGUUUGUUUCAUCGUCAUUGUAUCAAAUCAACAUAACGGAAAUUAGUAGCUCAUUGAAUGAGCCUCAGACGACGGCCGAUGCGGUUUUUCAUUUAUUAAUGUUACUUUGCACAAAAGCAUCACAGACAAAUUUAGUUAUAGCCCCUAUUUACCAGUAUUUAGAAAGCAAUUCCUCGCCUAGAAAUAUCCUUCCUCGCUUGCAACUAUCUGAACCGUUUCUUUGGUAUGUUUUGAAAGUUCUUGAGACACCAGCAGCCGUUGGAGUUUUCAGUGAAUUGGGCGGCAUGAAAAUACUUUGCCAAAACUUAAUAAAGUGCAAUAAGGUUUUGAUGAACAUGCAACCGGGCUUGAUUUCGUUGAUAAUGCAACACUUGACGAAAAGUAGCAAAAUCAAAUGUAUAGCUAGCACGAAUGGAACAGCUUCCAGUUCAAAAAAGGCUUCCCAGUCAAAUACAAAAGGAACAGAAGGAGCAAUCAAUUUCGCUCCAUUUUGUACGAUCUCAUCGGAAAAUUCGGCUGCACAGCCGGCUGACGUGCUCAUACAAACUCCAAUAGCAUCACAUCGACGUGCAAGGACGCCGGCAUGGAGCUACAUGUUUUAUCCAAACGAAUCGUAUGUUGAUUUGACUCUGACCUUACCGACUGCUAUUAUGCUUAUGGAAAUACAAAUUCAACCACAUUUGUCAUCAUUGGCAUCUUGUCCAUCUGCGGUUGCUGUGGAAAUUUCACGCGAUUGUGGUUUAGGGCCCAUACCCUUUGGUCAGGCGCAUACAACGGUCGGAAUGACAUUUAUUCGAUUGAAAUUGGCUAAGCCGGAAAUUGCAUCCAGUAUUGUACUGCGACUAUACAGACCAAAAGACAGCUCAAGCAUUGGUCUCACACAAAUAUCAGUACUUGGAACAACGAUAUUCAACGGUGGCAAAUGUAUUGGUAACAAUAGUAACGAAAUGUCUGCAUUGGAAGAUGAUUCAUUUGCCAAGACGGGCGUAGGUUGGAUUCGAAUUCUAGCUCGUUGCUUUAGUGUAGCAAUGUUUGUCCCGGAUAACCCGCUUGCGAAUGCUGUUGUUAGUGCCACGGCUGAAUAUCCAGGAUUUCUCGAAGCCUGUUGCACGUUGCUGAAUAUCAUGCCUCUUUGCUCCAACAUCGCUUUACAAAAUUUGGAAACGGUGCUUCUGAAACUUGGAACACAUAACCGGACUCUAAGUUUGAACUUAGUUCAUAAUCUACUCUCGGGAACAAUGCCACAAGUUUAUCGCCUGUGCAAUGAAGCUGUCUGCGAUCUGCUGUAUGACCUUUGCACCAAAAAUGACGCCUACACUACUGAUAGAGUACUCGUUUUACUGGAAUGGAUUGUGAAAGUUCACGAAAAUUUCGACCCUAAAUCUGUGCAGCAUAUAAAUCCCCAAAGUGGUCUGUUGAAGGUCAUUUCAUCAAUCCUCUGGACAGUUCACUCCGAACAUACUGUUCCUAAUUUAACAGAAAUAAUAACUGACGACCUAUUCGAAGUUUGUUUCCGCAUGAUUGAGAAUUCGGAGACAAAUGCUGCCCUGAAGACAUCAUUUGAUUCGUUGUUAUGCUCAUUUUGCUACAUUCGACCUGAACUUUUCAGUAAAUUGUUAACCAGCUGUGGAUUUGUGGAGCACAUGCAAAUGGAAGGUAUGACGGACGACACAAAAGAAGCGAAUUCAAGCAGUAGACUUCCAACUGGUCAAGUGAAUGAUGAAAAUCUCUCGAAACUAUUCGAAAACAUUUCCUUAUUGAGUACCUUAUCGGCAGCGUGUCAGUCGCGGCAAGCUAUUCAGUUACUCAUUGAGUCGAAACUCGCACGAAGAUUGGCUCAAGCUGUACACGAGUUGUGCUGUUCUAUUUCGCCUGAAGUUAGAAAGAUUUCGUCGAAGACUCGAAAGAUUUCAAAUUGUAGUUUAACGGAUUCAGAUAAAGCAGAAAAUGUAAAAAUUGAUGAGAUGUCUACCGAUUGCGUGUUGAAAGUCUACCAAUUGCCGGAAGUGUUAGACUUCUUCUCGGAAUGCUGUGCCGAAGGACAGAUGCGAGAUUGGUUGGGAUCCUACCAAGGAUCGAUAUUCUGGAAGCCCCUUUUGGAGUUACUUUGCAAUCACAGGCCCGUUGAUUCGAGUGUAGAACCUUUGCAACAGCAUUUCAUCCGAAUUGAGCGCUCAACAAUAAACUUUUUCUCACGUGUAACAGCAUGCCAUCCGAAAAAUCAGGAGAAUUUAACAACUAUUUUGAUUUCGGUCAUUAAGAAGCCACAAAAAAUAACACAGCCAGCAAGUAAUACGAUCAUUUCGGGAUUUACGCGACGAUUAGUUUUACAGUUGUUAUUAGAGAGUGAAAAGAUUCUUGUCUCGGUGCGUAGUAAGAUGACGCUACAAAAGCGAAGUAGUUCUAUGUAUUUGGUGAACAAUCAUCCUUCAAAGCGGACAAAUGCCCAUCAUCUGCUUUUCUACUUAAGUUCGCAUACUAAAUGCCAAGAUCUGUUACAAAAUUGCAUAUCAAUUUAUUCCAACAUUUUACCGUCGAUGAAUUCGGAUACAAAGCAAACCGAUCCCACUAGUUCCAGCAAUGCGGGGAAAAAUCAGAUUGAUAAUCAUAAGGAACUAUUGGAUAUGGGUUUCAGGUUAGGCGCGCAAGGUAUGGAGUUCUUGAGUGUGGUGGCUGGUGUGACGGCGAAGGAUAAACGUCUGAAAGAUGUGAAGAAUCAGGCGGCAGCCUUGAAGGAGAAAGAUUUAGGUCCUAAAUAUUCAAAACUAGCCAGCGAUGAUUUUUUCGCAGCGAAUCUAAAAAAUCAAGUUUCAAAUUGUGCUGCAAAUUGUCUUCAGUUUCAACAUAACGUCUGCCCCGACGUGCUUCUAACCAGUGACACGUCAAUAUCUCAAAUUCUUGCUUUGAUCCAAAGUCGCGGCCAUUCAUUAUCAACGCCAUGUUUAGAACUUGAGCUGAUCUCCACUACAAAUCAGGCAGAUGAGUUCACAGAUGAAUCACUGAUUAAAGCAUCAAAUAUGGAACCUCUGCCAACACCACUGCAAAGAUUUUCGAGUCGCGGUGGUUUGUCACUCUUAGCCCAUUAUUUGCCAACGGUGUUUCCGGAAAAUUCAAAAGCUAACACUACGCAUCCGGAUAAGGAGAAAACACCACCUUCGAACGAUUGGGUGAAAGUCGAACCGAAUGAUGAAAUAUAUGAGGAUCUGGAAGAUACGGCGACUGAAGCAACAUCGAAGUUACCAACAAUAACAUCAGUGCCACAACAUUCAUUAGCUGCUUUUGGGUUGUUCCUACGUUUGCCAGCCUAUUCGGACGUUUUAUUGCGUGAUAAAUUGCGAGCACAGUGCUUACUUCGUCUUGUGUUAGGUGUUACUGGCGAUGGGGAAGGAAAUGAUAUCUACAGCCUGUCUCUAGCUCCCUCACUCCCAACCUUACCGUUUGAAGUAUUCCGUCAACUUUUGGAUAGUUCCCCAUUGACGACUGACGAUGGAGUGCUCUUACGACGAAUGGUCAUCGAAGUGGGGGCAAUGCAUUUAGUGUUAAAUUGCCUCGGUAUUUUCACUCAUCAAUCACAAAAUUAUCAAAUAACUGGGCCACAAACAGAGAUCGCCAAUGGUGUGAAAAAUCCAGCAAGCGACCAAGAUCAAGUAAUAUCCGAUGACAAAUCUCACGUGUAUUGGGCCAAAGGUACUGGUUUCGGAACUGGUUCCACACAGCAAUCAUGGGAUGUUGAGCAAGCACUUCUCAGACAGAAAAGCGAAGAGGAACAUGUUACAGUGCUUUUACAAGUUCUUUCGAGCUACAUAAAUCCAGGAGAUAAAGUUCCUAAAUACUUAAGCUGUGAUGAUGUGGUGGGCUACCACGAGCUUACAGAAGUAGCUGGUGAAUUGCCAUUGAUUUUCCUAGAUUUAUUGCAGCAAUCAUGCUUAAUCCCGGCACUAAGCUCCUAUUUACGAAAUGAUUCUGUUUUGGACAUAACACGUCACAUUCCACUCUACCGAUCUAUACUACAAUUAUUACGUGCUCUCGCUCUUUGCAAUCAACUAAUGGGACUGCUACAACCAAAGGAUCCAUCUGAGGAGUCGACGUCAAUAGCAUCGCUUCUGGUUAAUAUGAAGACUUGCGUAGAUACGUAUGCAAAGCGUUUGAAAGUGAACAAAAAAUCGAAUAUCAAAGGACAAACACAAAAGGUAACGGUCAACAUAGACGACGGCGACGAUGAAGGUUUAGCUCUAUUAAUUCCUGAUAUCCAAGAAACGACACUCUUAGUACAAAGAGCUUCAAAUAUAGAUUAUCAGUCUAGUAGCUCGCAUGACACCGACAAAGGAUACGUAGAUAGGCCAAUAAGUAAUUCGAUCGAGCAGCGUUAUCUAGAAAUUAUGAAAAAAUUACAAUUUGAUACGUAUGAAAUGAUUGUUGAGUGUGAAAAUGGAUAUCGUUUUGUGGUAUCACAUCAUUUCGAGAAUAACGUUAGAACUGCAGGCGAUCGAGGUCAUCCGUCGCGUGUGAAACGUUUAGCACAGGAAACCGUGACACUAUCAACAAGCCUGCCAUUAUCGUAUAGUAGUUCAGUAUUUGUACGCUGUGAUACCGAUCGCUUGGACAUUAUGAAGGUACUCAUAACUGGCCCAGCAGACACGCCAUAUGCAAAUGGUUGUUUUGAAUUCGACGUUUACUUUCCACCUGACUACCCAAACUCGCCAAUGCUUAUUAAUCUAGAGACAACCGGGCGACAUACUGUGAGAUUUAAUCCGAAUUUAUAUAACGAUGGAAAAGUAUGCUUAUCCGUUUUGAAUACAUGGCACGGCCGACCCGAGGAAAAGUGGAAUGCACAAACAUCGAGCUUCUUGCAAGUGCUUGUAUCGAUACAGAGUCUGAUUUUGGUUCCGGAACCCUAUUUCAACGAGCCUGGCUUCGAAAGGAGUAGAGGCACACCAAGCGGAACUCAUUGUUCAAGAGAAUACAAUAGCAACAUCUACCAGGCAUGCGUUCGAUGGGCGAUGUUGGAACAAAUACGGAAUCCUAGUCCUUGUUUUAAAGAAGUUAUUCAUACACACUUUUGGAUCAAACGUCAUGAAAUUUGUGCUCAAAUUGAAAAUUGGAUAAACGAACUGAACAAGCCCCAAUACACGGAGCGAAGUGGUCGUGCAAUUUCUUUCAAUUCGAUGGUUUUGCGCCGUCAAUAUAAACAGCUUCGUGAGGAAUUGGCUCGGCUGCCCGUGCCUGAAGGACUUGAAGAUCUCGACAGCCCUUUUAAUCCGAUCACAUCGCUUUUGGCUAUGCCUGAUAUCAUGCCCCAGCAGUCACCCACCCAAUCGGUGGCACAGCAACCAUCAAAUUCAUCGAAUAGCGUUGACGCUGAUGGGGGUAACGAGGCGGGAGAAGUUACGACGACGGCUACGACCACCUCGGUGCCCGAUGACGCGACAUCGUCGACAGUAGCAGCAGCAGCACAAGAGGGUAUAAUUCCAAAUCAUAAUCAAAACCAGGAGGACUCAAACGAUCAGUUUUCUUCAAUGUCUUCAUCAUCGACAUCAAAUUGGGGGCUUCAUACUAGUUAAUUAUUACAUAAAUAUGUAUUCUAUUCUAUUUUGCUGUUAUAUAUUACAAUUUAUUCAAUACGAUCCGAGGAAAGGAACUACUUUAAACGAAACCAUAUCCACCAUUAAGCUGAGCUGGCUUCAUAAAACUACACCCACUACAAAAUAAUAUAUAUACAUAUAUAUUUACUUCAAUUUGGAAAUGUAUAAUUAAACACGUUUUCCGUUUAUUUAUUUAAUUUGUAUUCGUAUUUGUACGACUGUAUAUUAUAAAGGAUGGUCAACAUUAACUACAACCAAAUAUAUUGAAUAUUUAAACAGGCGAAAUUUGCAGUUACUAAAGCCACUUCUUCUUUUCUGCGGUGCAAUUGAAACUUACACAUGUGCAGCAGCUACAAAAACGGGUUUAGUUAACAGUAAAACUGAACCAAACUAUUGUCAUUAUUAGCAGAACUCAAAUGCAACAUUUCCAAACAGUCAUGAGCAGAAGACUCUCCGAUCCGCCAUUGGUCUUUUACUUUGUAGGGAGGUUGUUUAGUUGGGACUGCUUUUACUUCAAUGAAAUAAUAUGUGUAAUAAUUUGUAAGCGAUAAACAUUGAAAUAUUACAUAAUGGCUACAGAAAAAAACAUGGAAAAACUGAGAAGCAAAACUUGAACUUUUACAAAAGGUGAUUGAAUUAUUAUAUGAAAAAUAAAACAAAUUGUUUGUGUUUUUGUA
Messenger RNA from Hermetia illucens (black soldier fly), 14658 nucleotides. It is a transcript of the gene Bruce, whose product is annotated as baculoviral IAP repeat-containing protein 6. Gene Ontology annotation, molecular function: ubiquitin conjugating enzyme activity; cysteine-type endopeptidase inhibitor activity. Bases 107 to 13960 code for a protein of 4617 amino acids. The transcript has 41 exons. Gene Ontology annotation, cellular component: nucleus. NCBI's taxonomy places the organism in Eukaryota, Metazoa, Arthropoda, Insecta, Diptera, Stratiomyidae. The record is from RefSeq and is a predicted model, not a curated record. Gene Ontology annotation, biological process: negative regulation of apoptotic process; apoptotic process; regulation of cytokinesis.